CCCAUUCAAAACCCUUUCGUUACGCUUUCUCGACGCACAUAGCCCAUCAUGUCAAACCGUCAGCAGAGGGUGAUGGUUCAGCCCAUCAACGUGAUCUUCAAGAACUUGCAGCAGAGAACAAAAGUUGUGAUCUGGCUGUACGACAACAUCGAGAUGCGUAUCGAGGGGACUAUCAUUGGUUUCGAUGAGUUCAUGAACGUUGUGAUAGACGAUGCGGCGGAAGUGUAUGUGAAGGACGCGAAGCCCAGGAGAGAACUCGGCCGCAUUCUGCUAAAAGGUGACAACAUCACGCUCAUCCAGCAAGUGGUUUGAGCAGGAGGUCCUUUCUUGUACUGUCUAAAAGUGGCGUCUUGCGCACCUGUUGUACGUUCCUUGCUGUGAUAUUACUCUUGACGCCACGCUAUCGAUUGCACCCUGGAUCCAC
This is a messenger RNA of Dichomitus squalens LYAD-421 SS1, 424 nucleotides long. RefSeq names its product Sm-like ribonucleo protein. Gene Ontology annotation, biological process: spliceosomal snRNP assembly; mRNA splicing, via spliceosome. The transcript has 5 exons. Gene Ontology annotation, cellular component: U2 snRNP; precatalytic spliceosome; U4/U6 x U5 tri-snRNP complex. The record is from RefSeq and is a predicted model, not a curated record. Gene Ontology annotation, molecular function: RNA binding. The coding region runs from base 49 to 312 and encodes 87 amino acids. Lineage: Eukaryota; Fungi; Basidiomycota; Agaricomycetes; Polyporales; Polyporaceae.